Messenger RNA from Dipodomys ordii (Ord's kangaroo rat), 2720 nucleotides. RefSeq names its product transmembrane protease, serine 3 (gene Tmprss3). The coding region runs from base 40 to 1401 and encodes 453 amino acids. The record is from RefSeq and is a predicted model, not a curated record. The transcript has 12 exons. Gene Ontology annotation, biological process: proteolysis. Gene Ontology annotation, cellular component: membrane. Gene Ontology annotation, molecular function: protein binding; serine-type endopeptidase activity. Lineage: Eukaryota; Metazoa; Chordata; Mammalia; Rodentia; Heteromyidae.
GAGGUGGAGGCCAGCCCGAGAGGCCCUGAAAUAGUCACCAUGGGGGAGAAUGACCCUCCCGCAGCUGAAGCCCCCUUCUCCUUCCGAUCGCUUUUUGGCCUUGAUGACUUGAAAAUAAGUCCUGUUGUGCCAGAUGCAGACGCGGUGGCCGCCCAGAUCCUGUCUCUCCUGCCCCUGAAGUUUUUUCCGAUCAUCGUUGUGGGGCUCAUCGCACUGAUCCUGGCGCUGGCCAUCGGGCUGGGCAUCCACUUCGACUGCUCGGGGAAGUACAGGUGCCGCUCGUCUUUUAAGUGCAUAGAACUGACAGCUCGCUGCGACGGAGUGUCGGACUGCAAAGAUGGGGAGGAUGAGUUCCGAUGUGUCCGGGUGAGCGGCCGGAACGCCGCGCUCCAGGUGUUCGUGAGUGCUUCGUGGAGGACCGUGUGCGCAGACGACUGGAAAGGACACUACGCCACCAUCGCCUGUGUCCAGCUGGGGUUUCCCAGCUACGUGAGCUCAGACAGCCUGAGGGUGGACAUGCUGGAGGAGCAGUUCCAGGUGGACUUCGUGUCCAUCAAUCACCUCUUGCCGGAUGACAAGGUGACCACCUUGCACCACUCGGUGUACCUGAGGGAGGGGUGUGCCUCGGGUCACGUGGUCACCGUAAAGUGCACAGUCUGUGGUCAGAGAACAGGCUACAGCCCGCGCAUUGUUGGGGGAAACAUGUCUGCACUCGCGCAGUGGCCCUGGCAGGCCAGUCUUCAGUUCCAGGGGUACCACCUGUGUGGGGGCUCCGUGGUCACCCCCUUGUGGAUCGUCACCGCAGCGCACUGUGUCUAUGACCUCUACCUCCCCAAGUCGUGGACCGUCCAAGCGGGUCUAGUUUCUCUGCUGGACAGUCCAGCACCUUCCCAUUUGGUGGAGAAAAUCAUCUACCACAGCAAAUACAAGCCAAAGAGGUUGGGCAAUGACAUUGCUCUCAUGAAGCUGGCUGGACCACUCACCUUCAAUGACAUGAUCCAACCCGUGUGUCUGCCCAACUCUGAAGAGCACUUCCCGGACGGAAAGGUGUGCUGGACCUCAGGAUGGGGGGCCACGGAGGACGGAGGUGACGCCUCCCCGGUCCUGAACCACGCGGCUGUCCCUUUGCUGUCCAACAAGCUCUGCAACCACAGGGAGGUGUACGGGGGCCUCAUCUCCCCGUCCAUGCUCUGCGCCGGGUACCUGAAGGGCGGCGUGGACAGCUGCCAGGGAGACAGCGGGGGCCCCCUGGUGUGUCAGGAGCGGAGGCUGUGGAAGCUGGUGGGCGCCACGAGCUUCGGCAUGGGCUGCGCGGAGGUGAACAAGCCCGGGGUCUACACUCGUAUCACCUCCUUCCUGGACUGGAUCCACGAGCAGAUGGAGAGAGACCUGAAGACUUGAAGAGUAGAGGACAAGCCACCACCUGAGCCACUGUCCCCGGGUUCUUCCUGCGUGGGCCCACGAGCCGGGCACAUGCCCCCAGUGCCCGCCACACCCACUGCGAACCAGAGCUGCCGCCUCCCACCCGCAGAGCUCCCAGGCUUCGGUGAAACUCCUCUGGGACGGGCGCUCUCACAAACGCAGACCCUCCCCCACUCCUCGCUCUCCUCUCACUGGCUUUUCUCUUCAGGGGACAGGCUCCCUCACACACAGAACUCUGAACUGCCACUUGGUGAGAUACAGCGGCCCAGGACCGCAGGCAGGCAGCCACAGUGGACAUUCACCCGCCCAGGACCCCAGGAAGGCAGCCAUGGGGGGCCGUCUGCAAGUGUUCUCUCUAGGCUCCAGACAAAACGCACACUUGCUACUUCGGACAGCUCUUUCCACAGGGGGAUCUUGGUCUACGAAUGGUUUCAGGGCAUAUCGCAAUCAGUGCCUGGUGGCGUCGGUGCUUGGUGAAUCACCAGCCCUGGAUUCCAUAUAACUUACCAUCUCCUAGCUCAUUCUUGCUUUGGCUUGGGUGAUGUGAACUGGAAAUCUGAACCACAAGCUGGGGGUCGUGCUGGAACAGGAUUCUCAUUGGGUUUGAGAGACUUCACACUGUAUCACAGGACCCAGAAGUAGAGUCAGAAGAGAUGGAGUCCUGGGGAAAGACAGGGUGUCUCCGCUCCCCACACUCCCCCCAUACUUGAACGCAAGUAGAGAGGACAGUCCCAGGUCACCCCGAGGGAAAGGCUGCCCUGCCCACCUCUCCACGUUCCCAGUUAAUCUCCCACUGCCUACAAGAUUGGGGUCCACUCCCAGCCGGCCCCACCUCCAGGCCCCAUAUCACUCAGUAAAUGGUCAUUGUUGGUUGGAGCCUGUUCCUGACCAAGUCAUCGGUGUGUGAGUCAGCCGCCUGCCCUUGGGUUUAGAACAGAUAGAAGGGGUGGGUACAGGCGGCCCUGGGUUGGGAGCAGCUCCGGGGGCCUGGGCGUGUGUGACUCGGGAUGACCAGAGAAAAUCUGCCAUGUAGCCACUGAGUUAGAGUCACUCCUGUCCCCGUCAGAGCCACUCCACAGAUUUCUGUAUCUAAAAGAACCUUAGUCCUCCGGGAAAUCUCUGCAAGCCCUUCAGCGGAUGUCUGGAGCUGUGGGUCGUACUGAUUGUGUACGAACUAGGUACUUCCUUAUUUGUGCAUACUGCUGGCACAGUUUAAUUUAUGAACUAGGCACAGGAAGAGUAGCAUUAGUAAUUAAUAAUGAAAUAGGACAAUUAGAUACGGUACUGUAAUAAACGAU